CUCUCAUUCGAGUCCAGGUGCGCGUCACCGUCAGAGGUGAAAAACUUUCUGAACGAUGGAUUAUUACAUGAGAAGUGCCGGCAGUCAUUUAUAAUGAAGUAACUUUUUGAGUUAAACAUGUCGAAGCUCGGCUGCAGCGACGGAGGAAAGUGAAAGUAUCGACAGACGCUGGGACGCCUAAUCUGUCUCCCCACUAAUAGUGACCCAUCUGUCACACCUCUUCAGUUUCUUCAGCCGUCCUCCUUUCUUCUCUCCUCUCCUCUCCUUUCGUCAUGUCCGUAUCCAUGAGGAACCCGCCCCAGCGCCGGCGUUCUCUGGGUCCCGUCUCGCCCAAACGCAUCUACAGAAACCUGUCGGUCAGGCUGAGGGGUGGAGAGUCAUCUGUGUCGACGGAAACCAAUUUACCCAGGCACUUCGGCAGGUCUCCAGAUGCUUACAAGAGCCUGUGGGAGGCGGUGGAAAAUGAGGACACUCUGGCUGUACAGAGCCUGCUGUCCAGAGACCACACCAGCGCUGGAGGAGGAGGAGGAGGAGGAGGUGGAGGAGGUGGAGGAGGAGGAGGAGGAGGCAUGUGGGAGAGGGGAGAAAGGAAAGAGAAGGACUGGGAGAGAGACAAGGAGAAGGGGGUGAACAGAGUUAGCGAGCAGGGCCUCGUCCCUCUGGACGUGGCCGCUCUUACCCACAAUUCCCCUCUGCUUCACGUGCUGACGAAGGCAGGAGCCAGACACAACCCAGUCUUGUGCCGACCGGCCGAGUGGGAGCUCAAGCUGGAGGCUCUGGUGACGCUGGCGGGCAAACGGGUGGAGGAGAGGAGGAUGGAUUUGGCGAAGAAGGCCGGGGCCGGGCCUCAGGCUCAGGCCGAGGUCCAGAGACACAUCGGCCUCUGGCGACUCCGGCUGCAGCUGUACUGUCGCAUGAGGGAGAACUUUCAGCGCACAGAGCUGCCCGGUCCUCCCAGUCAUGUGUCCAUCCUGGUGACCAGCACCUCGUCUCUGUUUGUGAUGAUCAAGGAGCCAGAAGGAAACACCACGGGCCUCAUCACCCGCUACAGAGUGGAGUGGAGCACCUCAGCCAGCUUCAAACGCAUCCUCGGAUCAGUCCAAGUAACCGAGACCAAGAACCCCUCCCACGUUAUCAAGGGGCUGACGGCGGGCGUGCAUUACUUUGUAAGAGCGAGUGCCUACAAUGUGAAAGGAUGGGGACCACCCCAGAACUCCACUCCGGCCAGCGCUGCCCCCUCCAGUUGGAGGGAGUGCAUCGGUGUGAAGUCACGGAUCAGAAACCACGAGUGUCUAGUGAGGAAACUGCUGGAGGAUGCAAAAGACUCGCAUUAUAGAGGAUACUGCAUAGAGAGCCCUAAGCCCCUGAGUCCCAGCAAGAGGCUGUCGGUGUCUCGAGGCAUCAAACAACUGUUCCAGUCCGCCACCAAGUUUGUUCGUCUCCUACAGAGAGGCGUGUACUUGGCGACCGUGUUCUACCACAAGGAAAACAUCAUGGUGACGGCCGAGGAUCAGAUCCCACUGGUGGAGAUCCAGUGCUGCUCCACCUCCAUCACACACGACUUCCUUUGGUUUGCGAAGCUGUCCUGUGCGUGGCAGCAGGUACCGUGGCUCCAACAGGCCCUCUCCUCCGCUCACUCAUCGCCCUCCUCCCUCCUCCAGAACAGACACAACAUCUUAAGAGCCGUUUCCCAGCUGCAGACUUCUAUGGGAACGAUGGAUCUGGGCCAGGUUUACUACGAGCCGCUGAAGGACCGGCAGGGAAACGUCUUACUAGUCACUGUGAGGGAAUUCCCAAAGCCUCCCAGCCCCCCUGACCCUCCCCUCCACUGGAUGCCUCUGGACCGCUUGGAAAAGAACCGUAGCAGGACCCCCCUACUGCCCGAGCCCACCGCCAUGGACAUGCUCUAUGAGCAGCUCAAGGAGAAGAUGUCCUUCCACAGACACAGCAUCCAGUGGGCCCAGUCCGGUCUCUACGUGGGCAUCCUGAAGCUGUGCAGCUCCGUGGAGCAGAUCAGGGUCCUGGUUCCCCAGAGGCUGCCCAACCUACUCCACCACACGCGGGUCCGACACAACCCCCACGUCUCCAGUGAGGAGUGGGCGUGGCUCCAGAGUCACGUUUACACGGCAACCAGCGGCAGCGUUCAGAACCUGCUGAGCGGCGGCGGUGGCGGCGACGACGAGAGCUUGAUGGAGAACAGCAACCUGGUGGAUUUUGUUCGGUCUCUGAGAGCGGCCGUCACACAUCUCCUCACCAAGCUCAACAUCCCCCUCUACAGGGCGUAUCAGUACGGAGUGUACACCCGGGAGCUGCUGCAGUUUGGAGAAAAGGUGUCCAUGCUGCUGCUGCUGCCCCCCAGCGAAGACUUCAGCUCCAGCUACUGGCCCCUGGUGGGGACCAAGGAGCCCGGCCUCACCAUGCCCCUGCAGAUCUUUGAGCUGGUUCACUUCUGGACGUAUGAGCGGGACUUCCUGUCCCAGUACUGCCAGGCCUGGGUGAAGCUGGAGCUGGACACCCAUCUGGCCCAGCAGGCCCUACGAGAGGCCCUCGACACCAAGGAGGUGCAGGAAGCCCGAGAGAGGCUGAACCACAUCACCGAGCUUUCCCAACGUCUGGAUGUGGUGUGGAGAGACGCCCGCUGGAUCAUGGACUGUUUGCAGUGUGUUCGGUCCAAGCAGUGGGUCGGGGCGGUGCCUCUGGGUCUGGUCAUGGGAGGGGACCCACCACCAUGUCCUGAUGGGGAGGAAGAGGAGAGUCUGACUGCCCGACUGACGUGGCCCCAUCGGACACGAGCACAGAGAACCAUGACAGAGAGUCCAGUCAGCGCGCCUCCACCAAAUGUUGUCUCAGCUGAAGUCUCCGCUCCAGGAGGACUGGCGGUCGUCCCUGAAGAGACUGCGCUGGUGCUGAUGGAGGGCGUCGCUAAGGGAGGGUACCCCGUGGACUUGACCACCCAGCCCACUGCAGACCUGACGACCAUCGGCCAACCAGAUUUAGGCUGCACGAGCAAUUUGUUAGAGUCGGGGUUGGAGCCUGCCGCUGUUGCACAGCUGGAAGUGGGGUACGGGGUUUUGGACGCAAAGGAGGACUUCCCCUCCUGCAUCACAGAGGUGAUCCGGCCGAUGGAGAUGGCGGAGCUGGUGGACAUCUUGCCUACGCUGAGUCUCAUCGAGGAGGAGAUUCCCUCCGGAUCCUCCACGCCGUCGAUGAUGGAUAUGCUGGAGAGCUUUGGACUGGGGAUCGGUGAAAACAAGACUUUCUUUGACUUGGAGAAUUCAGACGAGACGGAUGGAGGUGGGAGCAGCAGCAGCAGCAGCAGUGUGACCGAGAUGCACCGUGGCAAAGUGGCGGCACAAGAACAGGAUGUGGCAACUUGUUGCUCCACGGCGAAGGCCACAGACGGUGAAGCUCCUGCGUUGAGCUCUCAGCGCAAUAAAGAGACUCAGCAGGCUUCCAGCAAAGGAGGAAGCUUUCCAAUAAGGAGCCAGGUGGAGUGGGACAAACCCUCCAGCAGUUUGUCCUGAUAUCGACUGAAACACCAGCUUACUUUUGAACUCUUGUUGAUUUUAGACUCCGGUGAAGGAGUGUCGCCUCAGUUAAGAUGAACUCAUCCGAGACGUCAUUACAGCCCAUCUUGUUAUAGACUCGGGAAAGGGAAUAUUGCACAUUUACUUUCUAAUAUUCAGUCCGUUAGGUGGGAAAAUUAAGCUACAGUCGAAGUUGAUAUGACUUGAAAAUCCAUUCCUCACUACAGCACAAAGCCUCACUGCUGCUCGUCGGAGCUAUAAACAAACUGAACUCACGCGGCCCAAUCGAACGGAAGCAUCUUGUACCGUGUAUUUGUAUGUUUAACUAAAUAAUUACGGUUUCUUUUACACUGAAAUGGAAGAAACCUAAUUCAGUCAAGGGAAGUUUGAAGAUAAAAUAUUUGUGCUGCCAGAAAACCAAACUCAGCAUGUCGUAUCUUUUUAUUCUAUGUUCACAAAUGAUUGUACACUUUUAUUAAACUGUUUUAUUCUA
Molecule: messenger RNA, 4020 nt
Organism: Mugil cephalus (flathead mullet)
Lineage: Eukaryota; Metazoa; Chordata; Actinopteri; Mugiliformes; Mugilidae
Product: ankyrin repeat and fibronectin type-III domain-containing protein 1-like
Exons: 19
Coding region: 273-3524 (1083 amino acids)
Biological process (GO): regulation of establishment of bipolar cell polarity; establishment of mitotic spindle orientation
Cellular component (GO): spindle
Molecular function (GO): protein binding
Source: RefSeq, a predicted model, not a curated record